This is a messenger RNA of Plenodomus lingam JN3, 420 nucleotides long. RefSeq lists its product as uncharacterized. The record is from RefSeq and is a predicted model, not a curated record. NCBI's taxonomy places the organism in Eukaryota, Fungi, Ascomycota, Dothideomycetes, Pleosporales, Leptosphaeriaceae.
AUGUGCAACACCCACCUGACAACCUGCGCCCUCUGCACCCGCACCCUCUCCAUCCACUACACACCCUGCGCACAUGCCCUCCUGCACAGUAUCGAGCCCGCCGCGUGUCCGCUGCGCAUGAAGCGGUGGCGGGUGGAUUGUGGGCGUGAGUGUGAGAGAGAGAGGAGAGCUGGGUCAAGAGGAAGUGAAAGGGGAAAGCAAAAGGAAAAGAAUGGAUGUGGAGGAUAUGGAUGUGACGUGGCCCGCAAGGGCAGUUUGAGCGUUUUGCCAGGCGAGAUGGGGUGUGUGGAUGGGAAUGGGGAUACGGGGUGGGAUGAGGAGGAGGUAGAGGUGGAUGGUGAGGAUGGCGAGUGCAGCGAGAACACCGAGGAUGGCGAGAACACCGAGGAUGGCGAGAACACCGAGGACCCAAGAGCAUAA